Paramecium sonneborni is the source of this 1130-nucleotide messenger RNA. Lineage: Eukaryota; Ciliophora; Oligohymenophorea; Peniculida; Parameciidae. The record is from the annotation of a GenBank genome assembly.
AUGAAUUAAUUCUAAAAAUUACAAAUAUCUUUUUCACCAUAGAGAAAGCAAAAUCAAAAUUUUCCAGCAAUAAAUUUAAAAACUGCAGAAUCUCCUUAAAAAGGAUCAAUUGAAUAAUCAAAUUAUAAUUUUUCUUAACAUCUUCAUUAUAAAUUCAAUAACAGAAAGGUUAAAAUGAACUUGAAAAGCUAGUUAAAUAAAGCAUACACAAUUAGAAAAUAUCUUUAAGUAAAUUCAUCUGUACAAAAUGAUUUAAAUAUCGAAACUUAAAUUUUACAGAAUAUUUCUACAACUUAAAAUACGGAAUCAAGUAUUCAAAAUAAAUAAUCUUUAUCACCUUUUAAAUAACUAAACAAUAUUGAACGUUCUUGUAAUGUAAAAAGGAAUUUAUUAGGACUUUCAGAUAUUAAUUAUGGUUAACCAGAAUUUAAUAUAAGAUAAUAAUCUUAUAGUCCUUUUCAUAAUUAAUGUAUUAUUGAAUAAGACAAAGAAUAAAAAGAAGGCGAUAAGAAUUAAAAUUUAGGAGUUUAAGAAUAAUUAAUUAUGUCUCCUAUUUAAUUUAAUAAUUUAAAAGAGAUAUCUGAGUAUAAGUAAUCUAAAUCCUAGUCACCAAAUAGGCAUAAUGUAAUUACUUAAUAAAAUCUUAGAUUGCUCUAAAAAUAAAUUAAUAAAAUACAGAUUAUAAAAAAUAUGCUUCUUAAAUGAUUCGUAUGAUCAGAAGCAAUCAAUAGAAUUUGAUGAAAAAAUUCGAUUAAGAAUAAAAAGAAUAGGAACGUGAUUAUAAAGCAAAAAAGAUUUAAAGACAACUUGAAAGAAAAGAGGGAUUAUAGAUUGCAUAGGAGGAUAUAAAGAAUAGAUAAUUAAAAUUUAUGUUAAUAGCCUUGAAAGGAUAAUAAGAUAAAUUUAUAUCUGAUAGCCAAUCAUUUUAAAAUAAAGGAAAGAAACUUAAUUUAUAGAGUAGUCAAACAGCAAUACAUAGCAGAAAAUCAUCACUUUAAAAUAAUUAUUAGCAAUUACCUUUAGAUAGAAUAUUUGAUGACAGAAACUUAAAAAAAUAUUCUUUAAAGUCAGAGAUCUGCAGCAUAGAAACUUCUUUAGAAUAACCUUUAUAAAUAUCAAAACUAAUUUGA